Molecule: messenger RNA, 209 nt
Organism: Adineta steineri
Lineage: Eukaryota; Metazoa; Rotifera; Eurotatoria; Adinetida; Adinetidae
Source: the annotation of a GenBank genome assembly
GUUUAUUAGAUGCGGAUCAUUCAGGAACAAUUGAUAUUGGUGAAUUGGCUAUAUUUAUGCCUGUUAUUAUGCCUAAUGCUAGUCCUUACAUGCUUCUUCAUCAUAUUCAAAAAGCUGAUAAAAAUUGUGAUUAUAAGCUUAAUUUACAAGAAUUUACUUUACUCAUUAAUCAGGGUAUUGGUCGAGAUAUAGCACUUGGACGUUUAUAA